This is a messenger RNA of Callorhinchus milii (elephant shark), 1796 nucleotides long. Its product is annotated as pleckstrin homology domain-containing family S member 1. Bases 157 to 1542 code for a protein of 461 amino acids. NCBI's taxonomy places the organism in Eukaryota, Metazoa, Chordata, Chondrichthyes, Chimaeriformes, Callorhinchidae. Gene Ontology annotation, molecular function: protein binding. The record is from RefSeq and is a predicted model, not a curated record. The transcript has 17 exons.
CAGGUCGGUGGUGAGGUUUGGAAGGAGGAAAUAAAAGGGAAAUCCCAGCAAGGAAGUCAUUCGUGUGUUAUUUUCCGGAGGCCGUCUCUACACGGGGCGGGAGGAGUCAGUCUGCUCAGAUCGUGUUUUGUUUCGAGUUCCUGUGAAGAACUUAAAAUGCAGAGAAAAGAACGUUCAAGUUCAAUAUUUUACGCAACUGGGGCCAAUUUCUUCGAAGGAUGUCUUCAGAAAUCACCUCCAAUCAAUAAGUUCACGUCACAGACAUCAUGGAAGAAACGAUACUUCGUAUUAAGAGAAGAAAGUGACGAAUACAUCUUGAAGUACUAUAAAAACCGGGACGAAAAAAGUGCAAAAGCACUGGGAGAAAUACCUAUAAAGGGGAUUAAAGAGAUGGACAUCGGCCCACAGCACCAUGCCAAAUGGAAGACACUUGAGAAAAUGUUCAAGUGCACCCGAGAGAGAGUUAUUUUUCUGAAGACGGAGGGAAGGGAAUACUUUUUCAUUGGAGAGAAAGAUCAAGUCAAGGACUUGCAACAGAAAAUUCUGAAUUUGAAAAACAUUUCUCCUGUUGAAGACCAACCGAAUUAUUCUGGAAGAUUCCAUGGAGAUAUACCACAUCUACAACCAGAAGCUUCUUCAACCAACAACUCACACACAAUUUACUCCACAAUAUCAGAAACUUUAGCUGAGGUAGAACGGAAAAGAGGUGGAGAAACCAAAUUAUCCGCUUAUUCUGCAGUUGAUCCACCAGAAACCAUUCAGUGCAUCUAUGAUGUGCCCAAAAAUAUACUAGAGGCAGGGAAGCAAAGGCCAUAUUCUGAUGUCACUUUCAAAACUAGUUCAAUGACACAGCAGUUUAGACAGACAGUAGUGGAAGAAAAGCCACGAGCAUCUUCAGUAUCUGCUGUAUCUUCAAAUACCUCUGGAGCCACCUAUGAUACACCACGGAAAAUUGUAAAAUCUUGCAGAUCACAAUCUUACGAUUCAGGGAUCUACAUGUCCAUGGCAUCGAUACCAGAAAUGAAGGCUGAAGAGAGGCCAUGUCUGACCACCGAUUUGGAAAGCACGAAUUUAACGAGCAGAAUAAGUUCAAGUGAAGAUCUCUUGAACACCGAGACUCUCCCACAACAGUCACUUGCCGCGUCUCUUAAAGGAAAGACAGAGUGGGACAUGAACCUGCCAACACACACGAGGCAACUGAAAGCAUUGAACAGGGAUGUUAUAGAAGAAAAAAAGCCGGAAAAAUUGGAUCGUGUGGUUUCCAAAAAAGAAGUGCAAUUUAGUCUGUCAUUUUCCGAACCAAAUGGCAGUGUCUGUGUUACUCACUCUUCGGAUGCCAAGUGUGCUUUUUGUCACGGAGACAUUAUUACAGCAAUCAACAAGCUGCAGAUCAGCACAAUAGAGGAGGUGUAUAUGUUCGUCCAAAAGGCCGUGGAAGAAGAGGUAACAAUCAGCAUUCUGCGGCAGCCUGGAGCAACGACGUUCCAUUGUGAGGAAUGUGUCUGUGAAGACAACGCACGGAAUGAUCAGACAGGUCACUGACUGAAUUUGACCUCAGGCUCUGAUCUCCUGCAACUGAAGGUCAUGGAGCCAUGAGUGACAAUAAAUUCUGUAUCAUCGAAGAGCCAAUAUAUCAGCAACUUUUCUGAGUUGUUAAGUCCAUAGCAACAGCGUUGGAGAAGCCUUUCCCUCCUUCCAUGAUGUUUCACUCCAUUUGCCCCGUUCAUUGUCCAAAACCUUUUCAAAUGAUUCUCGCUUCUGUGUGUGUAAGUGUGAGUGUUUGUGAGUAAGUGUGC